Molecule: messenger RNA, 2412 nt
Organism: Labeo rohita (rohu)
Lineage: Eukaryota; Metazoa; Chordata; Actinopteri; Cypriniformes; Cyprinidae
Exons: 10
Coding region: 80-2170 (696 amino acids)
Source: RefSeq, a predicted model, not a curated record
UCAGCUCAUCUGUCAUUUCAAUACUCAACCAGUUUUGAAGAGUUUGUCUUUUCAUAUUUGUGCACUGAAACCGCUGAAGAUGUUUGACAGAUUUUGGGUCUGUUUGUGGCUUCUGGCUGGUGUGUUUGUUGAUUCAGAUGCAGUGAAGUCAGUGUCAGUGAUGGAGGGAGAUUCAGUCACUCUGCAGGCUAACACUGAACUACAGACAGAUUAUGUGAUUGCAUGGACAUUUGGACAGACUCUUAUAGCUCAAAUAGAUAAAAAGGAUGGAAUCUUCUCCACAUUUGAUGUUCUUGAUGGGAGAUUCAGAGACAGACUGAAGCUGGAUCAUCAGACUGGAUCUCUGACCAUCACAAACACUAGAACCAUAGACUCUGGCCUUUAUGAAGUGGAGAUCAUCAUUGGGGAAAGAAGAGACACCACAUAUAGAUUCAAUGUCACUGUCUCUGGUGUGUUUGCUGAUUUAGAUGCAGUGAAGUCAGUGAUGGAGGGAGAUUCAGUCACUCUACAGACUAACGCUGAAAUAAAGACAAAUGAUGUGAUUACAUGGACAUUUGGACUUUCAGAGACUCGUAUAGCUGAAAUUGAUAAAAAGACCAGAAUGUUCUCCAUAUCAGCCUCACAUGAGCUCAUGUGUCAUUUCAAUACUGAACUAGUUUUAAAGAGUUUGUCUUUUUGUAUUUGUGGACUGAAACAGUUGAAGAUGUUUGACAGAUUUUGGUUCUGUUUGUUUUUGUGGCUUCUGGUUGGUGUGUUUGCUGAUUCAGAUGCAGUGAAGUCAGGGUCAGUGAUGGAGGGAGAUUCAGUCACUCUACAGACUAACACUGAACUACAGUCAGAUUAUGUGAUUUUAUGGGCAUUUGGACAGCAACAGACUCUUAUAGGUCAAAUAAUUAAACAGGCUGGAAUCUUCUCCACAUUUGAUGUCCUUGAUGGGAGAUUCAGAGACAGACUAAAGAUGGAUCAUCAGACUGGAUCUCUGACCAUCACAAACACCAGAACCACAGACUCUGGCCUUUAUGAAGUGGGGGUCAUCGUUGGGAGAAGAAGAGACACCACAUACAGAUUCAAUGUCACUGUCUCUGGUGUGUUUGCUGAUUUAGAUGCAGUGAAGUCAGUGUCAGUAAUGGAGGGAGAUUCAGUCACUCUACAGACUAACACUGAACUACAGACAGAGGAUCGGAUAAUGUGGACAUUUGGAAUUUCAGAGACUCGUAUAGCUGACAUUGAUAAAAAGACCAGAAUGUUCUCCAUGUAUGAUGUUCUUGAUGGGAGAUUCAGAGACAGACUGAAGCUGGAUCAUCAGACUGGAUCUCUGACCAUCACAAACACCAGAACCACAGACUCUGGACUUUAUCAAGUGAUCAUCAGUAGCAGAAAGGCCAGAUACAGAUUCAAUGUUACUGUCUCUGGUGUGUUUGCUGAUUCAGAUGCAGUGAAGUCAGUGUCAGUGAUGGAGGGAGAUUCAGUCACUCUAGAAUCUGGUGUUACUGAAAUACAGACAGACGAAUUGUUAAUGUGGACAUUUGGUCAUCCAGAGACUCGCAUAGCUCAAAUCUAUAAAGAGACUGGAAUCUUUUCCACAUAUGAUGGUGUUGAUGGGAAAUUCAGAGACAGACUGGAGCUGGAUCGUCAAAAUGGAUCUCUGACCAUCAGAAACACCAAAACCACAGACACUGGACUUUAUCAAAUAUUCACCAGAAGCAGGAAAGAGACCACAUACCGAUUUAAUUUUACUGUCUAUGCUCAUCUGCCUGUUCCUGUCAUCAGCAAAGACUGUUCAUCAUCAUCAUAUUGUUCAUUGUUGUGUUCAGUGUUUAAUGUGAGUCAGGUGACUCUCUCUUGGUACAAAGAAAACUAUUUAUUGUCCAGCAUCAUUGUGUCUGAUCUCAGCAUCAGUCUCUCUCUACCUCUGGAGGUGGAAUAUGAGGAUAAAAACAUCUACAGCUGUGUGAUCAACAAUCCCAUCAGAAACCAGACUCAACGUCUGAACAUCAGCAAACUCUGUAACACAUGUCCAGGCUCAGUUCACUGUUGCUCUACUGAAGCUAUGAUCCGAUUGGUCCUCUCUGCCUUGGUCGGCGUGGCUACUGUAAUUAUUCUGGUUUAUGACAUCAGAUGCAGUAGAGCUGAACAGGAUGGAGCACAUAUUCACACCAGAAACAAUUGAAAUCUAAGUCAGAAUGCAGAAUUUUAAAGGUUCUUCAAAAGUAAUUUUGUUCCUCAAUUGUUUUUGUCAUAACUACUGGUGAUUGCUUGACGUUGUUUCGCCUUUUUCUAAUCCAUUUUAAAAGGUCUUAUUGUUUAUAUUCUCCUCAGAUAGGAUAUGCAGGUCUCACUUUACCAUUACUGCUAUCUACAUGCCUUAUGCAUCUGCCUGCAAUUAUCAAUAAAGUUUUCUCUAAGGUUAAA